Messenger RNA from Papilio polytes (common Mormon), 1174 nucleotides. Its product is annotated as cytoplasmic dynein 2 light intermediate chain 1. The transcript has 4 exons. Gene Ontology annotation, molecular function: dynein heavy chain binding. The coding region runs from base 248 to 1135 and encodes 295 amino acids. The record is from RefSeq and is a predicted model, not a curated record. Gene Ontology annotation, biological process: intraciliary retrograde transport; intraciliary transport involved in cilium assembly. NCBI's taxonomy places the organism in Eukaryota, Metazoa, Arthropoda, Insecta, Lepidoptera, Papilionidae. Gene Ontology annotation, cellular component: axoneme; ciliary basal body; cytoplasmic dynein complex.
CUUUGUAUAUAACAGAAUGAACUGUACUGAAACUAAUUAAUCUUUAGUUAAUUUGUUCCAACUUAAAACAUUGAUAGUAAUCUACAUUCAUGAUUUAAUGCCACCUUUGCGCUUCGUUUGGCGUAAGUAGUGUCAGGUUAACAUAUGACAAUUUUUGUAGCUUAGUAACGCAUGACAAACAAAUACAAAACGGUCCCAAGACUCGAUUUACAAACUACUGCAAGGUAAAUCCUACAAAUAUUAUAAAAUGGCUACUCUCUUAGAUAAAGCAACCGAAAUUGUCGACAAAAUUAUAACACAAUCCAAUGAAGAUACUUCGCGAACAAUAUUUGCAGUUGGUAGUAAAUCAGCGGGUAAAUCAACUCUUAUUUCUAACUUUCUUGAAAAAAAUGAAGCACCUCGUGAGACUCUUGUGUUAGAAUAUUCAUUCGGUAGAAAAUCUGGUCAAAAACAAGGGUUGGAGAAGAUAAUAUGCCAUGUUUGGGAGUAUGGCGGUAAACUGGAAUUAUUGAAGAACGUUUUAACCUCUGUCCCUUUGCACAGUAAAAGCUACUUUAUAGUAAUGAUAGAUUUAAGCAAAAUUAAGACUAUUUGGAAUACAAUUGAGACGUGUGUCAAUUGUUUAAAACCUUAUGUUGAAAAAAGCAGUUCAAAGGAUUUACUAUUGAUAGGCGGAAAAUAUGACUUAUUUAACAAUUAUGAUAGUGAAAUAAAAAAAAUAAUUUGCUCAACUCUAAGAUGUGUGGCGUUAAUAAACGACGCCCAUUUAAUAUUCUAUUCGUCAAAAGAGCCACAGCUAAUGCGCAGAGUCAAGGAAAUGUUACACAACGCAGCAUUCGGAAACGGUGUAGUGAUAAAAGAAAAAAAUGUAAACCUCAACAAACCACUAAUAAUACCGAAGGGGUUUGAUUCCUGGGAAAGUAUCGGGAUCCCCAAAUCUACGAUGGAUCAGGUGAAAAUGCGACACGUGGCAAGAAUACCACUGGAAGUCGAAGCUAAAGAGAUUACAAAUUUUGAAUUACAACGCUCUCACCCUGAACCGAUUUUGGACUCGCUUGCUGCUUUGAAAUAUGAAGAUAUCCGUAACAUGGAAUUGUUUGAUCCCUCUAUUAACGAUUAUUUGAUGUGUUUGUAAUAAACUGUUGUUGGUGUUCUGUAUUUUUAUUUUUUACGA